UGUUUUAUUUCAUUUGUUUUGUAACUUUUUAAAAAAGUUAUUAUUCGUCGAGUGGUAGGCAAAACAGCUGUUAGAGUUUGCCGAUUUCUUUUUUAGUUAUAUUAUUUUUCAUAAUUACAAAAUCGAAGCUAAGAUUUAAUUAAGUGCAUUAUUCCUAUUCCUAAGGCAUCAAGGAAAACAUUAAUAGCUUUAAAUAAUAAACUCGAGACUGUUUAUGUAAUACCGGGGACAAUAUGAGGAUUUGUUUGUUGAAAACCGUAUCAAAUACUAUCAGAAAACAAUGUUAUUCAACGAGAAAUGUGAGAAAAGUUACCCAUUGCAUAUUCGAUAUGGACGGACUUCUAUUGGACACAGAACAAGUAUACAAAAAAAUGAUCACCCAAUUAUGUGCCAAAUAUGGUCAUGAAUACACUGAUGAGCUGAUGAUGAAGGUACUGGGUGGCACAGAGCAGAGACUGUCAGAGAUUCUGUGCAAAGAUCUGAAUCUUCCUGUUUCACCGAAAGAGUUCAGAGACCAGUUGUUGGAACUUGGUGAUACCAUGCUGGCAGGGUCACCUUUAUUGGAUGGUGCUGAAAGACUAAUCCGUCAUUUACACAAAACGCAAGUCCCCUUCGCGCUCGCAACAUCGUCGAGCGAACGUUCGGUGAAGACCAAGAUAGCGUCGUACAAAGAUCUCUUCAGCCACUUCCACCACAUGGUGAUGGGCAGCACUGACAAGGAAGUGAAGUUCGGGAAACCGCACCCAGACAUAUUCCUGGUCGCAGCCGCCAGGUUCCCUGACAAACCUAAGCCGGAAAAGUGUUUGGUCUUCGAGGAUUCCCCGCACGGUGUCACCGCUGGCGUCUCCGCAGGCAUGCAAGUCGUUAUGGUGCCAGACCCGCAUCUAGACAAACGGCUCACGUCGCACGCGACGAUAGUGCUGCCCUCCUUAGCAAAGUUUCAGCCGGAAAUAUUCGGACUACCGCCAUUUUAGAUAUUUAAAAAAAAACAAAGGAAACACAAACUUAUAGAUAGUGCUCUCACCAAGCGUGUUUGAACGCGGUUGCGUCCGCUUGCCAUGUUUUUCGCAAUUAGGGAAAAUGCGAAACAUUUAGCGGCCUGUAUUGAGGUAUUUUGUCUGUGACUUGUUACUGUUAGUCUCUUGUUCCAUCGUAAUGAAAGAGUUAGCGGUAUUUCCGGUUGCACCGCCAUUGGUAGAAAGUCUAUUUCUCUUCUGAGAUUAUAUCGAUGGUCGCAAGUUAGCGCCGCUGGACACCGAGGAUUGGCUUAACUUGCGCCUUUCGCUCGGUCCCCUUUGUCGUCAUAACCCUAUACUGCGCGGACGAGCCAGUAAAGUAGAGCCCAGAAACCAUAAUGUAAUAAGUCAAAUAAGCUCAAAGUAAUAUUAUACAUUGCCUUGUUAACUUUCAAUAACAAAAUUAAAGAACUAACUUAACAGUAGUCAGGUAUAGAUAUUCUAUUUUUACAUUUGUGGUUUCUUUGUAAAGUGUGAAAAAAUUACCUACUAUACAGGUCGCAGACGAAAUAGUAAUUAUUUACUGUUAGAAGAACGACUUAAUUAAAAAUCGUAAACAACAUUUUAGUUUUAAGGUCAUUUACCAUUACAGCCACCCGGCAACCGAACUGCCAUACCUGGCCUUGUUGUGUUUUACAAGCGAGGCGAUCAAGCGAAGCUACAAGAUUAGCAUAAAUUUUAAAAAGCAGAUUGUGGAAGUAGCUCGCGGAUAGCGCAAAACUCAACAGAAGUUUAGCGCUUUGUGCAAGGGGUAUCUUCAUUCGCAGAAGUAGCAUGUCUUGCGCUUUUCAAAUAGCGGUGAGAGCCUGCUGUCUACAUGUCUGUGCCGUCUCUUGUGCUACUUUAUAAAAGCUUUGAUCUAUGCCUGUAGUCAUAUAGCACGUCCAUUCUCUUUCUACAAUCGCAAACGCUUCCAAAAUUAAAAAAAAAAGGAAUAGGAAUGGCAUUUGCUAUCGACACGUCACGUGAUAGAGUUAUCGAUCGGAUAUGUCAUUCCCAUACAUUUUUCUAGUUUACGACGCGUUAGCUUUUGUAGAAAGUGAAUGUGCCACAUGGCUACAGGCCUAGGUCCUACAAGAAUACAAGAAUACUAACCGCUUGGGUCGUUGCUAGUCGGAUGCGGAGUGGUUCUAUUGAGCUACAACCUUUAGUCCGGAAUGUACACUAUACAGGAUAUCAAACGGGUCUUUAGUGCAUAAAAUAUGACAAUUGACCAAACUUUGUUAGUCAUUUUGAUAGUAAUUAUUAGAUUAGUAAUAGCAGCGUAAUAGUUUUACAAAAUAUAUUUAGAUAUUUAGCUACUUUAGUUUUGUAAGUAUAAUUUUUUGACAAGUUUUACCAUAAUUAUUAUUGUACACCAAAUAUUUUCUUUGUGCCGGAAAAACCAAUUCUGAGAAAUCCGAGUGCAUGUGCGAUGAAAAUACACACAUCUGAUAAAAGCCUUC
Molecule: messenger RNA, 2461 nt
Organism: Bicyclus anynana (squinting bush brown)
Lineage: Eukaryota; Metazoa; Arthropoda; Insecta; Lepidoptera; Nymphalidae
Product: probable pseudouridine-5'-phosphatase
Exons: 4
Coding region: 234-974 (246 amino acids)
Molecular function (GO): phosphatase activity
Source: RefSeq, a predicted model, not a curated record